UGGAGUAGAGUACCAAGACAAGACGAGACAAAGCUGCAUGCGCUUUCACAGCAUGACGAAUGCCACGGCCUGGCCUGGCAGCGGUAUGAUUGCUACAUGCCACGCUCCACAUCGCGACGGGAUUCAUGGCUCUUUCACCACUCCCCCUCCUCCUGCUGCUGCUUCUUUUCGGCACGGCACUCUGCGCUGCACAGCGGUCUGCUUGUCCGUCGGCGAAUACGGCACCAUUGGCGUACGCUACGCCCGCCGUCGCUGCGGGAUACACUGCUCAUCGUAUCGCAUCAGGCCUGUCGCGUCCGAGGAGCGUAGUCAUCGACGACCGUGGACAGCUGCUGGUUUCGGGGUCAGAGCAAGGCGUGGUGGGGUUGGUCCUUGACGCGGCGGGGUGCGGCGUCGAGAGGACGGUUGUGGUCGUGGCGAGUGAUGGGACGGGCGAUCAUUUCAACCACGGACUGGCGCUCUCGCCGGACGGGAAAACACUCUAUGCGUCCACUUCCGGCUCCGCCUUCUCCUGGAGCUAUGACAGCUCGCGCCUUGCCGCCACGAACCGUCGGGAGCUAGUCUCGGGCAUGUCCUCCGCGGGGCACAUAACCCGAACGCUGCUCGUUCCCUCUCGGCACGCCGACCUUCUGCUCAUCUCGCGGGGGUCCAACAGCAACCUCGACGCGGGCACGACGUCGCUCGCCAGCGGGCGGUCGAUGAUAAAGGUGUUCAACACCACGGCGAUUGGCACGGGGAAGCCGGCGGACUAUACGCGCGAUGGCGUCGUGCUCGGAUGGGGCCUGCGGAACUCGGUCGGCGUGGCGGAGAAUCCGGCCGACGGCGGGAUUUGGAGCGUGGAGAACUCGGCGGACCAGGUAACCAGGUACGGAGUGGAUUUUCAUAGGGAUAAUCCUGGCGAGGAGUUGAACUACCAUGGAGGUCUGGAUGGGAUUCCUGAGGAGGCGGCGAAUUACGGUUAUCCCUCGUGCGUGGCCGUGUACGACCCCACCGCGAUCCCGCGCGCCGGCUCACUCAGCAUCGGCUCGCAAUUCGCGCUCGCGCCGAACGAGACAUCCACGGACGCCACGUGCAAUUCCGACCUGUUCCGCUCUCCGCGCCUCACGUUUGCCGCGCACACGGCGCCGCUGUCGCUGGCGUUCAACGGGAGCACCUCGGCGUUCGUGGCGUUCCACGGCUCGUGGAACCGCGACGACCCCGUGGGAUACCACGUUGCCGUGCUCGAUUUUAGCGACGAUGGGCAGCCGAGGAAGACGAGCGGCGAGAAGGAUCCUGAGACUAGGGUCAUGUGGAAUGAGGACUUGGGGAGCUGCCCGGAUGCGUGCUUUCGGCCCGCGGGUGUGGCGGUCGGUAGGGAGGGGCAGGUAUUUGUCACUGCGGAUUCGACGGGGGAUUUGUGGGUUCUUACGCGGGAGCGGGAGUCGGCAACGGGACGGGAUCAGAGUGCGGUGUCGAAAAGAUGUACCGCGCGCUCGGAGGUGGUGUUGGCGGUGGUGCUGGGUAUGGCAGUCUGGAACGGUUUGCUCUAGCAGUACAUUUCAUGAUGAUUGAUUUUGCGCUACGGGUGGUAGAUGGCGCAUUCCCGGCGCAUUCGACAUGGUAUAUACAAGGACAAGUAGAAGCCCCCAGGCAUCU
Messenger RNA from Tricharina praecox, 1635 nucleotides. Its product is annotated as soluble quino protein glucose/sorbosone dehydrogenase. The transcript is spliced from 4 exons. Bases 126 to 1529 code for a protein of 467 amino acids. NCBI's taxonomy places the organism in Eukaryota, Fungi, Ascomycota, Pezizomycetes, Pezizales, Pyronemataceae. The record is from RefSeq and is a predicted model, not a curated record.